AUGGUGGCCCCCGCGACCACCACAGCGAAUGCGCAAGCGAACAAUCCUCGUCAGCGGCCAACUGCCUCAUACCCUUCGUACGGUCACAAUGUACCUCUGAGCGCUCGACGGUCUGCCCCAUUGGAUCUUUCGACCGUUGAACGGCGCGGUCAGCCAAGUGCGACUCGAGAACCAACAAAUCGCGUUCGUGCUCAUGGCCUGCCGGAGGCCCCUACUUUCCGUCCUACCGAAGAAGAAUUCAGAGACCCGAACGAAUACAUAAGAAAGAUCGCACCCGAAGGAUCUAAAUAUGGCAUUUGCAGGAUUAUUCCUCCAGAGAAUUGGAAUCCUCCAUUUGCAGUCGAUACGGAAAGAUUCCAUUUUAAAACCCGCCGUCAAGAAUUAAACUCAGUCGAAGGAGGUACUCGGGCGAAUUUGAAUUACCUCGAUCAGCUCGCAAAAUUCCAUAAACAACAUGGCACCAACCUCAACCGAUUUCCUAGCGUCGACAAAAGGCCUCUCGAUCUAUAUAAACUCAAAAAAGCGGUCGAAGUUCGAGGUGGCUUCGAUCAAGUCUGUAAGCUAAAGAAAUGGGCUGAAAUCGGUCGCGAUCUGGGCUAUAGUGGCAAGAUAAUGUCUUCGCUUUCUACAUCGCUGAAAAAUUCAUAUCAACGGUGGCUUCAGCCUUAUGAAGAGUAUCUUCGUGUCGCCAAACCUGGCGUACAACAGCAGCUGGAAGUUGAACAAGGUGGGCCUUACACACCAUCUCCCAAUCGUUCGCCGGUAGCGAAGCGACCAAUGUCGGCUACUCCAUCGAAUGCGCGCCAAGAUUCUCCUGCUAUACGUGCUUCAAACAUUCUUAACGCUUCGAUUGAGACCGACAAUGUGCCACAAGAACAGCAAGCUCCUACAUCGGAGAUUCCUCUCCGCCCAACACCGGGUUUUACUGCUGUGAACCGGCCGGGAGGCUUUACGCCUGUGAACCGUUCGCCAUCGUUUGCUGCGGUUAACCACACUCCGCCGAUCAAACGAGAGAACGAAAAUGGCUCUUCCACCCCGAAGAAUAUCGCUCCGUAUCCGGGUAAAGAUAAAGCUGAUGCUAAAAUAACGCCACUCACCAACGGGCAUUCCUCGCAUCCGCUUAAACGUACCAUUAGCCAUGACAGCCUUGCUGCUGACUCGCAAAGUGACUCUGUUGAAUUGGACGCUUCAGGCCGAAGAAGCAAACGACUUCGAAAAGAUGGUGUACCUACAGUCGCUGGGUCUCACAUGAGUCUUCUCCGUCCUACACCGUCCAAGGGAAAAUCAAAGAGUGGCACGCGUAGAGUAGGCGAGAAAUGCGAAGCUUGUGGAAAAACAGACAAUCCCGAGACUAUCUUUGUGUGUGACAGUUGCGAGAAUGGCUACCACAAAGCUUGUCUCGAAAAUCCGCUGAACGCCGAUCCAGACUAUGACUGGCACUGCCCGAAAUGUCUGGUUGGUACUGGCGAAUUUGGCUUCGAAGAAGGUGGCGUGUAUUCGUUGAAACAAUUCCAAGAGAAGGCCAACGCUUUCAAAAAGAGCUACUUUGCUCCUCGCAUGCCAUUCGACCCUGUCCUGAAUACACAGCGCCGUGAAACCGAGGACGAUGUGGAACGUGAAUUCUGGAGACUCGUUGAGAGCCUCACAGAGACGGUGGAGGUUGAGUAUGGAGCUGAUAUUCACUCUACCACCCACGGCAGUGGUUUCCCAACAGUGGAAAGGAAUCCGCUAGAUCCGUAUUCACAAGAUCCUUGGAAUUUGAAUGUACUACCGUUCUACGGUGACUCCCUCUUCAGGCAUAUCAAGUCCGACAUUUCAGGUAUGACUGUGCCAUGGGUGUACGUUGGGAUGUGCUUUUCUACAUUCUGCUGGCAUAAUGAGGAUCAUUAUGCCUAUUCUGCCAACUAUCAGCAUUUCGGCGCUACCAAGACUUGGUAUGGCAUACCCGGAAAGGAUGCUGAAGCUUUCGAAGAAGCGAUGCGACAGGCAGUCCCGGAACUUUUCGAAACACAACCGGACCUUCUGUUUCAGUUGGUAACUCUUCUACCACCCGAUCAAUUGAAAAAGGCUGGCGUAAACGUCUAUGCGCUUGAUCAGAGAGCUGGCCAGUUCGUUAUUACCUUCCCCCAGGCGUAUCAUGCUGGCUUCAAUCAUGGUUUCAACUUCAACGAGGCCGUUAAUUUUGCACCGACAGACUGGGAACCAUUCGGUGCUCUUGGGGUUGAGCGGUUGCAAGCAUUUAGAAGACAACCGUGUUUCUCACAUGAUGAACUGCUAAUGACAGCCGCAGCUAGAGAUACAUCCAUUAAGACCGCCAAGUGGCUUGCACCAGCUCUAGACCGUGCGGUCGCUCGUGAAGGAUCCGAUCGUGCAUCUUUCCUUGAUCGCCAUCGGGGAGCUGCUCCGCAUCAAUGUAAGUUCAGCGGAAGUGAUUGGUCUAUCGAUGCAGAUUGUAAAUUGAAGUAUGUCGUCGACGAGGAGGAUCUCCCCGAAGAUGAGUACCAAUGCCAUUACUGCAAAGCUUAUGCCUAUCUUACUCAAUUCCGCUGUGAAAAUACCGGGAGAACCGUAUGCUUGAUUCAUGCCGACAUGUACGACUGCUGUAACGAACCACUGGAGCAAAGGAUGCUAGGUCCAAACCACACGUUGCGAUACCGAUCCACGAAUGACUCAUUGUCGGCCCUGGUACAAAAGAUACAAGAUCGCGCUAGGAUACCCGAGGCGUGGACUGAGAAAUUGGACAAGGUGUUGGAGGACGAAGCGAAACCUCAGCUGAAGGUCCUCCAUAGCCUCCUAAGCGAAGGUGAGAAGAUCCCUUAUCACUUGCCCGGCCUUCAAGACCUGGCGGCUUUCGUUCAGCGGUGCGACAAGUGGGUAGAAGAAGCCAACAACUAUAUCACGCGAAAGCAACAAAACCGCAGGAAGAAUGAGAAAGCCUGGCGUAAAGGCACUUCCAAAGCCGCACAGCUUGAAGAACGCGAUCGUGAGCUUCGCAGAGUGGAAAAUAUCCGCGCUCUACUUUCAGAAGCUGAUAUACUUUCCUUCGACUGUCCACAGAUGGCGGCCCUGAAAGAGAAGACCCACGAAAUCGAGAAAUUCCGCCUGGAGGUCCAUCUCGCCCUUAGCACCAACGUACAAACAGCCACCCAGAUUGAGGAGUUAGUCGAAACCAGCCGAAACUUCAACGUGGAUUUGCCCGAGGUCGAGAAACUCGAAACCGUGCUUCAACAGAUAAAAUGGAGGGAGCAAUCUCGCGCCAAACGUGACCAGCACCUGACACUCGAAGACGUUCAUCAAUUUAUCCAGCAAGGCGAGGAAUUGGGUCUUACAGACAAUGAUCCGGAUCUGGCGCAUUUCAAGGAGCUUCGUCGGUCUGGCGAGGCGUGGGAAGCCAAAGCCAAGGAGCUGAUAUCUGUAGAAGCCGUUCAUUAUGUGCAGUUAGAAGCUUUGUCUGCCCAGGCAUCAAGAUUUCCUGUAUCUCCCGAAACUCUGGCUCAAGUCGAGGCCAUUUUGACCAAGCAGCGCGACGCUCAGAACCAUAUCCGGUCGCUCUACGAACGUUCCAAAGAUGCGGAUAUUCGCAAACGUCCUAGCUACAAAGAAGUGCGAGAAUUGAUGGAGUCAUUAGAACAACUCAACAGCAGACCGAUCGGAGCUAUCGAUCUCGAACGCGAGCAGAAACAUCACGAGGACUGGAUGCGAAAGGGAAAAAAGCUCUUCGGAAAAGCUAAUGCACCGUUACACAUCCUUAAAUCUUAUAUGGAGGUUGUUGAAAAAAAGAACGCUUCCUGUUUUGAUUUAAAUGAUCGAUUUCGCCCACCUGUUGAACCUUCUUCACGCGACAAUACUCCCGAUCGUAUAUUGGAGAAUCCAUCCACAAACUGGUUUGAGGCAAAAUCACGGAAGCGAGAUGUUUUUUGCAUAUGCAGGUUACCGGAAUCUGGAAUGAUGAUUGAAUGUGAAUUAUGUCAUGAAUGGUACCAUGGCAAAUGCUUGAAGAUCGCCCGAGGAAAGGUCAAGGAGUUCGACAAGUACACAUGCCCAAUCUGUGAUUGGCGACGAAAAAUUCCGCGUGAUGCCGCGCGUCCCAAGUUGGAAGAUCUGCAAGACUGGCAGGCGGAAAUUGCUACCCYACCUUUUCAGCCGGAUGAAGAGGAAGUUUUGAAUAGCAUCGUGAAACAAGCCACGCAAUUCAGAGAGUUCCUUCAAAGUUUUACAAAUGCUGCCUGUACAACCAGCGAGGAGGUCCCCACCCUGAUAUUUUAUCUUCGCAAAAUCGAGGGGGCGGAAGUGUUGCUUGCUUAUGAAACCAACUUCUUCCGUCAGGAGAUUCAUAAAUGGGCACCGGUAGCCCCUGACCCGCCUCCAAUCUUGGAGCAGUCCCUUUCAACACGAAAACCGCGUCCCACAAAGAGUCAAAAGAUCAUGGCGCAAUUAGGGGUAGACCGUGUUGAAGAUCUCCCUCCUCACCUUAGACCAAAGACCAGUCAAGCCGGCAAGCGCAAGUCAAUGGACGCAACCCAGUUGGGUCGCGCACCACAGCCUGGAGGCAGCACGACGGAGUACCAAUCCGAUACUCCUGGAGAUAACGGAACGAGCUUGGAGAAUUCGUCGACUCCCUUUUUCUCAGGCAGCUACGCCAACCUUGGCCAGGAUUCUAGUCCAUCAUUCCGAUUAUCAUCUACUCCAGAACCUGGUCCCGCUUUACUUCCUCAUGCUAGUAGCCAUACUGCAACAUUUCCGUCGCGUGCUUCGCCACACGGACUGGAUCAGCCUCUGUUUAGCGGUCCUUCUGUUUUUCGUGAUCCCCAGGAAAGUGUUUCGGGGGUUGGCAUCGAUGCUGGAAAUCCAUUCAGUAGCAGUCCACCACGGCAAGAGAUGACUGAUGUCUUCGCUGAGUUGACAAAUGACGACCCGGAGAGCGUUGAACCAAUGGAAAACACCCAUGCCAACGAGGCGCUCGAGGCUCUCGAUGUCAGCAACGGGAGCGAAAGACAUGACUCAACCAAUGAAGGCGAUGGUGAUAUAUCUGGACCGGGUGAUGACGUUGAAAAUCACGAUAGAGACGGCGAUGGCUUCUAG
Molecule: messenger RNA, 5082 nt
Organism: Talaromyces amestolkiae
Lineage: Eukaryota; Fungi; Ascomycota; Eurotiomycetes; Eurotiales; Trichocomaceae
Exons: 6
Coding region: 1-5082 (1693 amino acids)
Biological process (GO): chromatin remodeling
Cellular component (GO): nucleus
Molecular function (GO): histone demethylase activity; DNA binding
Source: RefSeq, a predicted model, not a curated record